GGUUUCUUUAGGAUUCUUGAUUCUUGUUUUAUUUAUCUAUAAGGAUUCAUCAUUCCUGUUUUAUCUACUGUGCAACGAGAGUGUCAUGGCUACUCUGUCUGAAAUCGUCGAGGAAGAACUUGGAGCAUCACUAAGAAGCAAGCUUUCAAGAACAAGUGAAACCAGUCUUGCUUCUGUCGCAUCGUUAUCCAUGCCACUUAUUCAGGAGAUUGUUCUAUCAGCAGACAUCAGAUGUAGUGACUGCCAAGAGAAAGUCGCCGACAUAAUGUCAAGAAUGAUCGAAACUUAUUCAAUAUUGGUGAGUGUCCUGGAGAAGAAAGUAACACUAACGUGCACAUAUUCCGGUGACCGUAGAGUCUCCAAGUCAUAUGGUGAAGCUCUUCUCUGCAAAAUCUCGACCAUCAAGCGUUUGAUAUGUCCUUCAAGGAAACAACAACUCAAAAUUGCUUGAUUUUUUGCUUCUUAUUAUCAUUUCUCUUUGCAAUAAAAUUAUAUCUUUUAU
Messenger RNA from Arabidopsis arenosa, 502 nucleotides. Lineage: Eukaryota; Viridiplantae; Streptophyta; Magnoliopsida; Brassicales; Brassicaceae. The record is from the annotation of a GenBank genome assembly.